Molecule: messenger RNA, 1311 nt
Organism: Symbiodinium natans
Lineage: Eukaryota; Dinophyceae; Suessiales; Symbiodiniaceae
Source: the annotation of a GenBank genome assembly
AUGCUCCAAGCACCGAUCCGGGUCUAUGCGGACGCCCGAGAGCGCGCGACGCAAGGCUACGGCCCACGGCUCCCAAGAGGUCUGGACGACACACCUGAGAAAGGCGUCGUGGCUUUGCACCUGGCCUCUGCCGGGCGGGAGGCGGCCAACGGCGUCUACCAGGCAACUUCCAAAGAGAAGUUCGGGGCGCCUGUGUACCAGAACAUGCGCCAGCCAGGCUUCCGCAUCCUGCGAGAUGAGCAGCAGAACAAGGGAAAAGUAAGGCACGGCUGGCUGCUGCUUUCGCCAGAAGGGGAAGCGCUCUACGGCCUCCCGACGGAGUCGGCCACCGUCCCCGUGUGCACCUGGCGCUGCUACCAGGCAGAGCAGCCUCCUCCGCAAAUCGAAGCGUUCCAGGUGCUCGCGGAUGCCGUGAACGCCUUGGUGGAUGCCCUCGAGGUUUCAGUGCAGACAGCCCUGGCUGCAGAGGACUGGCAGCUCGCAAGCUCAGCAUCCACGGCCGCCUUGGAAGACCUCUGCCGCUCCGGCCAGCGCUUCGGGGACGCCUUCGAAGGCCGGGCGGUGCGCCUACUCCGCUGCCGCGCACAAGCAUCCUUGGGCCUGAGGGAUUGGAAAGCCGCCUUGCGGGAUGCCGUGGUCGUGCUCGAGCUCUCGCCAGGUGACGCUGCUGAGGAGCUGGCGGCCGCUGCGGCAACCGAGCUGGGCGCCGAUCCUGUCGAGCUACUGGAGGUCAUCCGCGGCGGUGGCAUCCUCGACCGCUGCUCGCCGCUCUCGCUGCGCAUCGUGGAGCAGUGGGUGGAAGACGUGGUGCACGUGGCAGAGGCCCGUGCAAGCCUCCGGCGGCGGCAGGAAGGGAUGAACACCGAGAGCGAGCCGCUAGAAGACGAUGGCGAGACUGGGCAGCCGGCUGCCGUGGCUGCGGACCACGGCCGCUGCAUCAAGCCCUUGAGCGGCUCGGAGGUCACAGACGUCUACCAUCGUGGCUUUGUCGCAUGGGCGGGCUUUCCGCGUGCGGAAGAGAUGCGGGAGCCGCUGUUCCUACAUGAGUGGGUCUUGUGGCUUGGCAGCCAGCUCUCAAUUCUGAACUGGCGCUUGCUCGCCCGACGGAAGGGCGUGCAGCUGGAAGACGCCACGCCACUGUCACCUCGAUCGCAGCAGAGGGCGGCGGUGGAGGCCCUAGUUGCUGCCUUCGAGGCUGCUGGGCGGCCAGCAGUCGAGGAACCUGAGGCGCAGGACCGGCCCGCUCGUUGCGAUGCGGAGGCCGUGCUGCAGCAGGUGAGCAGAGAAGUUCCUUCCCUGCGAAGCCGCUGA